Ilex paraguariensis (yerba mate) is the source of this 908-nucleotide messenger RNA. Lineage: Eukaryota; Viridiplantae; Streptophyta; Magnoliopsida; Aquifoliales; Aquifoliaceae. The record is from the annotation of a GenBank genome assembly.
GAUGUACCUACGCGGCCUCAUGGUAUAGUUCUACCAUGACAGAGACAUCCACGCCAUCGAGCUGAUAUUCGGGUAGCUGCCAGGGUCGACGCAGUACCGGAGACUAGUGCAGCAGAGCCUCUGUCAGCACCUAUUGGGCAUCAGCAGUCACCAUUUAUAGUACGUGCAGAUACAUCAUUCACAUCGAGUCCCCACCAUACAUCAGCACAUAAUACACCCCAUCCACCACCAUUGACCGAGACCUGCAGACAUUCUGAGUACCACACAUCACAUAUUUCUCCCAUGGUAGGACCAGAGACAUAUACAUCAGAUGCUUCAGCAGUCACAUUACCGUGGUUGUCUGUCUGUCAUGAUGCAUUGAUGCCAUCUCCGCCCACAGAUGUUCAUAUUUCAGAUCCAUCCGAUGAGGUUUCGCAGGGUCAUGGUAUAGGACUUCCUACGACGCCCGUAGUUGUGCAUAGGUCACAUCACCGCGCUACGACUCCACUAGCCUAUCUAAUUUCAUUAGUUCGUGGUCGCAGUCAAGGUCGAGGAGGCAGAUUCGGAAGUGUUCGAGGCCGCAAUGGUAGAGGACGGGGUGGACGAGGCAGAGGCAGCGGUAGAGGCAAGGGCGGAGAUACUAUUCUAGUCGGAGAUCCGGUGUCACAGCUGUGCGAUGCCGAGCCAUCACAGUUACAGGAUAGGCGUUCAAAACGGCUCAGGAAAAAGCCGUCUUGUGGGACUUAGUGUUGUCAUGUUUUAUCAUUUGUUGCCAUUUUUUGUAACAUGUAUAUGUUCAUGUAGUUUGUAUGUAUUGUUGUUGGUUAUGUGGUGGAGUUUUUUGGAUUUGGUGGUUGGCUGCUGUUGGUGGUGCUUGUGCUUGGGUGGUGAUAUGGUUGUGUUUUUGGGAUUGUUGUUGUUUUCAUAUU